Messenger RNA from Prorocentrum cordatum, 348 nucleotides. Lineage: Eukaryota; Dinophyceae; Prorocentrales; Prorocentraceae. The record is from the annotation of a GenBank genome assembly.
AUGAGCUCGUCCACGAGCCCGUCUCGUUCUGCCAGGAGCUGCUGGCGCUCCGCCAUGAGCUCCUGGACACGGCCCACCAUGCCGUCCGAGUCCGCCACCGCCGACCCCGAGCCCGCGACGCCGAGCUGCUCCAGCUCCUCGGACUUCCCGCUGGAGGUGGUCGCCUCCGUGAGCACCUCGUCCGAGCCAGCGGACGCUUCGUCCGCGCCCUUGUCCUCGAACCUCGGCGUCAGCACCCCCGACACGGAUCGCAUCCCGGCCUUGCCCCGUACCUCGGCGGCCACCGCCGGCCGCGCUGGAGGCACUUGCCCUGCGCGUCUGACUUCUCGAACCGAUCCUCGGCCCUGA